Molecule: messenger RNA, 516 nt
Organism: Dicrocoelium dendriticum
Lineage: Eukaryota; Metazoa; Platyhelminthes; Trematoda; Plagiorchiida; Dicrocoeliidae
Source: the annotation of a GenBank genome assembly
AUGGAAACUGAUCGCGUAGAUUCUGACGUUCAGCUGGGCACAGUUACGCUUCCUAUCGCACCUUUUCGCGAGACUAAUCCUAAGUCUUGGUUUGGUCAGCCAGAGUCGCGAUUUUCUUUGCGUGGUAUUAGGUCCGAAAAGACCAAGUUCCACCUUGUCGUUUCCGCGCUUCCGCUAAAUGUCAUCGAUGACAUUGAUGACAUUCUAGAUCUUCCUGACGACCAAACGACGUACGACGCAGUCAAGACAGCUGUUCUGAGAAGAACAGGCUUAUCCGAUCGACAAGGAGUUACGAAACUCCUCAACGAAACCGUUCUUGGCGAUCUUAAGUCGUCUCAGCUGCUUCGAAAAAUGCAAAGCCUAGCUAAACCCACUUCGAUAGAUGAUUCUUUUCUUCGGGAAAUGUGGUUGCAACGACUUCUGCGCGAGAUGCUACACAUCCUCUGCGCUAGUAAGGAUGCACCUUUAUCCAAACUGGCCGAUACAGCCGACCGAAUUUGGGAGUCGUACGGCUAG